This is a messenger RNA of Corylus avellana, 845 nucleotides long. Lineage: Eukaryota; Viridiplantae; Streptophyta; Magnoliopsida; Fagales; Betulaceae. The record is from RefSeq and is a predicted model, not a curated record.
CUUGCCUUGCUUUUCCAAUAUUUGAGAGAGAUCAAAAGAGAGAGAGAGAGAGAGAGAAAUGGGGGUUUGGGAUUACAUUUGUUCAACAGGUGACUCACUGAAACGGAACACACCUGAUCUGACGGCCGUUAAGGGUUGGUGCUCGAGCUCUUAUGGUUCCGGCUUGGCUGCCGUUACCAUGAUCGACAACGUUAGGAUCAAGGCCACCCAGACGCUGAGCCAGCACAUGUCGGACGAGGAAACCAUGUCCAAGUUCCGCCUGGUCGCAGCCGAUUUGGCCAAAAACGCUGCCGUUUAUGGCUGCCAGGAGGGUCUCAAGAUCAUCCCAGGGGGAACAUUGGUUUAUGAGACUGUCUCGCGAUCAAUUCGUGGUGAAAAGAAGUUUGAGCGUAAUUGUGAAGUGGAGAUGAAGGCAUUGCAAGCCAGGGUAGCCAAACUGGAGGAAGAAGUCAUUAAGAAGAAGUCUGAAGGUGAUCUUGAGAGAGCAGAUCAGAAGCAUCAUCAGCCUUGCGCAGAUUUGAAGUCAAACGCUUAUAAGAAACCUGAAGAUGUGAUAAGAGCUUUUAUGAAGAAGGAAUUCAUAUUCUUGGAUGAUCUGAUGGUUCCUGAGGUUGGAAGAACUAGGAAGAACCCUAAGUAGAUAUUUAGAUAACGUGGGUGGAGUGAUGAAAUGGUCAAUUACUAGCAAGCCAUGAGAUUUCCUGGUAUAUAUAUGUUUCGUGUGUCUGACAUUUUUCUAUGUUGUGUAAUGAUAUGGCAUGUAAUUAUGGAGCAAUUCAAGAUGAACAGAAGGUAGUCAGGAAAGGAGGGCAUUUGAAAAGGAGAAAUAUUAUGAGUAUUAAAUA